GUUUCGUGUCGUGGCUAUUUCGAGACUGCAAAUUAGAACACCCCAUCUAAGCUGGCACGUAUCCGAGGUAUACUUCUCUAUUCUAUGAAUUGAAAGCGAUCCGUUCAAUCUGUCAUCCUGGCUCGACCAAAGCCUCUCCUCAUCCUCAUCACCUCCGCCGCUCUCUUCUCCGUCAUCUGUCUCGUCAUCCUGGCUCCCUUCCGCACUCCUGCCCGCCUCGGUUCCAUCUUGAACCAAAUAAGGCCGUUCAGACCGGCGACGACAUCUUCCAGUCCAUUUAGACCUGUCACGACAUCCGCCAUGACUUCGGCCAAGUUUCGUAAGCCGCCGCAGGCACCUCCAAGUUUCACGGCCACGCCCGAGUCGGUGGUGAAGGAUACAAAGGAGAUGCUUGCGGAGUCCAAGAAGGUCACAGAUGACAUUGUUGCUCAGAUUGCAGAGAAGGACGCCACCUUCCAGAAUGUACUGCUGCCAAUGGCACAUGACGAGAACCUGCAGACCUUGAAAGCGCACAUACUUGGCUUCUACCAAUCUGUCUCCACCGACCAGGCACUGCGCGAUGCCUCGACCGAAGCUGAAAAGCUCAUGGAUGACUACAGCAUCGAGGCUGCCAUGCGGGAGGACGUCUUCAAGCUUGUGGACGCUGCGCUCAAGAAGGCGGACAAGUUGGACCCUGAAUCGCAGAGACUCCUCGAAAAGGAACACAAGGCAUUCGUUCGCAACGGGUUGAAUAUCCCAGCUGGCCCGAAACGUGAUCGAUUCAAGGAGAUCAAGAAGAGACUUAGUCAGCUCGGAAUUGCUUUCUCCAAGAAUCUGAACGAAGAGAAGGGCGGGAUGUGGUUCACUGCUCAAGAGCUGGACGGUGUCCCCGAAGAUGUUCUGUCUCUCUUGAAAAAGGAGGGAGACAAGUACUGGUUGACGUUCAAGUACCCAGACCUCUUUCCGACCCUCAAAUACGCCACGAACAGUGAGACCCGACAAAAAGUCUUCGUGUCGAAUGAGAACAAAUGCAACCAGAACGUUCCACUCUUCCAGGAGGCAAUCUUGCUUAGAGACGAAGCUGCUCGACUACUGGGAUAUCCAAACCACGCUGCUUUCAGGAUUGAGGACAAGAUGGCGAAGACUCCCAAAACCGUUGACGAUUUUCUCCAUGAUCUACGCCAGAGGCUGAGCCAGGGAGGACUCGACGAAAUCGAGACGCUGAAGAAGAUGAAGAAAGCCGAUCUUGAAUCUCGAGGCGAGAAAUUUGAUGGUCGCUACUAUCUCUGGGAUCAUAGGUUCUACGACCGAAUGAUGGAAGAGAAAGAUUAUCAGCUCGAUCAACAGUUGAUCUCGGAAUACUUCCCAUUGCAGACCACAAUCCGAGGUAUGCUCGAGAUUUUUGAACAACUUUUCGGUCUUGUCUUUGUCGAGGUUGUUGGAAAAGACCGGGACAGUAUCUCUCCCUCCGGCAAAGGCGAUGAUAUUGUGUGGCAUGAAGAAGUCCAGGUAUUUAGUGUGUGGGAUGAUGAAGGUGAAGGUGGUGGAUUUGUCGGAUACCUUUACCUAGAUCUCUUCCCACGCAAUGGCAAGUACGGACACGCAGCAAACUUCAAUUUGCAACCAGGGUUUAUCCACACGAACGGUACGAGAAGAUAUCCUGCAACAGCACUGGUUUGCAACUUUUCCAAGCCUACGGCAAAGAAACCUAGUCUGCUCAAGCACGAUGAAGUCACCACGUUAUUCCACGAGCUCGGUCACGGUAUUCACGAUCUCGUUUCUCGGACCACUUAUUCGCGUUUCCAUGGAACCAACACCGUUAGAGACUUUGUCGAAGCACCAAGUCAGAUGCUCGAGAACUGGUGCUGGACUCCAUCACAGCUGCGGGCCUUGAGUAGACACUAUUCCACGUUGUCGCCAGAAUAUUACGAAUCUUGGAAGGAGGCUUCGGGUUCAAAAACCACAAAGCCCGAGGAGCGAAUUCCUGACGACCUGAUCCAAAAGUUGAUCAAGACCAAGAACCUCAACGGAGCACUAUUCAACCUUCGACAACUUCAUUUUGGUAUCUUCGACAUGACCAUCCACGAGCCUCACGACCACGCCAGUCUAGAAGCCAUGGACAUUUCCGAAACCUACAACGCCUUGCGCAAGGACAUCAGCAAGAUUGAUGGACCUGAAGUUCUCGGCGGGGGCAACAAAUGGGGCAACGGACAAGCCACUUUUGGACAUUUGAUGGGUGGUUACGAUGCAGGUUACUAUGGUUACCUCAGCUCUCAAGUCUACUCUACAGACAUGUUUUAUAGUGUCUUUAGAAAGAACCCGAUGGAUCCCAAGGAGGGUCGCCGGUACCGACACACGGUGCUCGAAAAGGGAGGCAGCCAGGACGAGAUGAAGACGCUGAUUGAGUUCUUGGGCAGAGAGCCCAAGACCGACGCGUUUUAUGAGGAAUUGGGUCUCACCAAAGGUACCCAGUCGGGUGCUGGGACGACGUGAUGGCUGUUUGAAAGUAAAGAAAGAUGCUAGAUAGACAGAUGUUUUCUUGUCUACCAAUCUUUGCAUUCCCAGGCAUGUAACAAACAAUAAAGAAAGAUCUUCGUUCAAAUAUGCAAAGACAAGCACAGAAUGUAUCCGAUACCUGUGACCUAGCC
Messenger RNA from Exophiala oligosperma, 2627 nucleotides. RefSeq lists its product as uncharacterized. Gene Ontology annotation, cellular component: mitochondrial intermembrane space. Gene Ontology annotation, molecular function: metalloendopeptidase activity. Lineage: Eukaryota; Fungi; Ascomycota; Eurotiomycetes; Chaetothyriales; Herpotrichiellaceae. The record is from RefSeq and is a predicted model, not a curated record. The transcript is spliced from 2 exons. Bases 301 to 2472 code for a protein of 723 amino acids. Gene Ontology annotation, biological process: peptide metabolic process; proteolysis.